UUGGCGACCCUGCCCAUGGCAGGGGGGGUUGAAACUUGAUCUUUGAGGUCCUUUUCAACCCAGGCCAUUCUGUGCUUCUAUGAUUCUAUGACAAGAGAUGGCUUGAGAAGGUGAAUGCUAGUCCUAACAGGGCCGCAGAUCCCAGGACAGUGGGAACUGGCAGCUCCAAAAACAGGAAUAGAGUGCAACUGGAGGCUCACUGCUGGAUGAGGGCAGCGUCCUGGUGACAUGGGACAUGCUUUAGGUGGAAAGUCUUCACCAGCACAGACGGCCUUGAGAGAGCUGUGCCCGGUCUCAGGUGCCCAGCACAUGAGAGUGCUGGAGUUAUGGGAGAGGGCCCAUGGAGGACCACCAGGCUGACUAAGGGGAAGCAUGGCAGAAGAACACAGGGGGCCCUGCUGACCCAUGCCUUCCUGUGGGCGUGAGAGCUGCUACCCCUAGGGCAGCUGCUAGCACAUGGGCCUCUGUGGGCCCACAGCCACCGCCAGGGCUUUGUGAUGCGUGAGCGGCACCAUGCCCAAAGGCCACUGUGACAUGAAAGAGCAACCACAGCAACAACGUCCAGGGCGAGAGUUCUCAGGGUGCCCACUCUGAGGAGAGCAGUUCUCUCAGGAGGCAGCAGCUCCCCUGGGUGUCUUUCUCUGGUCUCCAGACAAGGACAUGGAGAUGCCGAAGGAAGAGGAGCCUAAGGCUCACUCCCAGCCCAACAAAGGGCUGCCAGGUAUACAGGAGCACCACCAGGUGAUCCGCAGGCCACCUCACACAAUGACAGCAGGCAGCCAGAGCCCAGAAUCCAGCCUCCACGAGGACAGGCUGCUGCCGCUGCCAUAUCCAUGUGGCAGCCACCAGGCACAGAUGAACAAGCUGGAAGACAGUGAGACACUGUCCCACGGAAGUGUCUCACAGGAGUACACAGACAGCGUAACCAGCUUGCUACCUCUGCCAGAGCAGGCAGUGGCUCAGACAGCCGCACCACAGCACGUGCCAGUAGCUGAGACACCAACAUCUGCUAGUGGCACCUGCGAGCUGCCUGAUCUGCAAGCAGCAGCCUCUGCCUCUAGUGGCAGAGGAAUGGAAAAGGCCUUUGUGCCUGAAGCCCCAGGCCAUGAGAAGCUUUGUGCAACUGCUCUGGACAGCCUUGGCAAACAGGAUGAAGAAGCAAGGCCAGGCAAACAGAAAUGUGCUCCACCAAGCCCAGCCGUCAGUGACACAGCAGUGGAGGACACUGUGCAAUCCCUCCUGCCACAAGUCCAGACAAAAACUGCUGCUGUAUGCCUCAGACAGCAGGACCUGACACAAGCCCAGCAAGCAGCGGGAGAAGCAAAAGCAGACGAGCCCCAGGAGGCCACGAACAGAGUGCACGUCACUCCUCAAUCAGGGCCUGAUCCCCAAGUGCAUAUAGCAGCAGUGGCUGCCCACAGAGAAGCUGUGCCAGCUUCCUCAGGCAGGGGCUACACGCCAGGGCACCAGGAAGGGAUUUGGGCUAGUCAGCACUCAGCAGUCCUGAAUCCAUGCAUCCCGUGCCAAGUGGUAGGGGCUAGGAUGUGGGUGCACCAUGAGACUCGAGGGCAAUGUCAAAAGAGCUUGUUAUCGAAGACAGAGCUUCUGAAGGAGAUGGGUAGAAGUUGCGCGGCCCAUACUGGGCAAAGCCUAGCUGACUUCUGGGAAAUAACUAGGCAGAUAAAGAAGCUGAGGAAGCAGAGAGCAGGGCAGGAAGUCCCGUGUGUUUCACACUAUGAGCCACAGGACAUGGCAGAGGAGGAGGAGCUGGAAGAAGGUGGUGAUGAAGAGCCAAAGAUCAAAACCCACUGGGUCAACCCCAGGAUCACAGGCUUCUGCCAGGGCCCACAGGCUCCUCCUCAGCAAACGCCUGGCUCUUCCAGCAUCACAGACACAGAGGCUUCAGGAGAGUCAGAUGGCCAGGCACAGAGCACAGCUCUUCCUGCGUCAAGGCACACAGAUGCCAAGGCAAAAGCUUCUGCCUUGGCUGGUGGUGCCUGGGAUGAUGGCCAUGGGACACUAGCGCCCACACCAACACUGGAAGAAGAGAAUGCUUCAGCUUCUCCUCUCCUGAGUGAACGGAGCACAGCUGCGAGGGAUGAGAGCCAGAGGCCUUGUCUGCACGACCCCACAGCCUGUGCCAUUUCUCUGGAGGACACAGCCCAGGCCUUGAUGAACAAGCUGGAAGACAGUGAGACACUGUCCCACGGAAGUGUCUCACAGGAAUACACAGACAGCGUAUCCAGCUUGCUACCUCUGCCAGAGCAGGCAGUGGCUCAGACAGCCGCACCACAGCACGUGCCAGUAGCUGAGACACCAACAUCUGCUAGUGGCACCUGCGAGCUGCCUGAUCUGCAAGCAGCAGCCUCUGCCUCUAGUGGCAGAGGAAUGGAAAAGGCCUUUGUGCCCGAGGCCCCUGGCCAACAAGAAUCUCUCCCGCCUGCUUGCGGGACUCAAGGUGAGCGCCAGCCACGGCGUGCUCUGUUCAGGAGGGCGCUUGGGUGUCUGUUCAGGGUUUGCUGCUGCUGCUGCAUCACAAGACAGGAAGAGUAGCCGUGUCAGGCCACCAGCACCGGGCAACUUCUCAGAGCUGGCUGCUGGCCCCCAAGUAGCUGUGCAGCACCCUGAGCGAUCAUCACAGGUCAUAGCAAGACAGCACCUCAAGAAUUAACCCCCCCACCUCACAGUACACCCUUCCUGCAUCCUCAGCAGGCUUAGCUUGGCACAGGGGGGCCCACAGGGAAACUUAUGCCGAAGUACUAUCAUGCUCAGGAGGUUCCAUGUGAAUUGGAAAUUCUGAAACGGAAGCACUUUCAAAGGCUGGCCUACAGCCGACACCUCUGUGGUGCACAGAAGGACACUGCCAGGUAUGUGGAGCGUUUGAAAUCGGUGAAGAAGCGUCAUCGAGGCUGCGGCAGGAAGCAAAGGGAGCCGAGAGAAUCUUGGCUG
Messenger RNA from Gallus gallus (chicken), 2949 nucleotides. RefSeq lists its product as uncharacterized. Bases 661 to 2553 code for a protein of 630 amino acids. The record is from RefSeq and is a predicted model, not a curated record. Lineage: Eukaryota; Metazoa; Chordata; Aves; Galliformes; Phasianidae. The transcript has 4 exons.